Molecule: messenger RNA, 3028 nt
Organism: Candidula unifasciata
Lineage: Eukaryota; Metazoa; Mollusca; Gastropoda; Stylommatophora; Geomitridae
Source: the annotation of a GenBank genome assembly
AAAUCCUCCACCCAAACUCCGUAACCCUGACCGCUGGUCUCCAGAGUUUAAUGAUUUCCUAGCGCAAUGUCUGAUUAAAGAUUUUGAGCAGAGGCCAUUUGCAAGCGAUCUUCUGUCUCACCCAUUUAUUGAGAAAGUACCAGCCGACACAUCCAAGCUGAAAGAGCAACUUGUGAGCCUUACCCUAGCCAUGGAAAGGAAAGUAUCUAUACCAGAUGUUACUACCAAGCAUGGACAGUUUAAGUCCAAUCGUAAGUCCAGGAGGGACAUCCCAACAACUGUUGAAAACCUGGCACUUCUUGAGGUUCUAGACGAGGCAACAAUAGUUGAACAGCUGUCAAAUCGAUACGCCCAGGACGAGAUCUAUACGUACAUCGGGGAUAUUCUGUUGGCUGUCAACCCAUUUGUCUCGUUGCCGAUCUACACAGAUGAGUACGUCAAGAGAUAUAUGCACGCUAUGAAGGCAGAUAACCCACCACACAUAUUUGCUGUGGCAGACCAGUCUUACCAGAUGAUGAUGCACAAUGCCACUAACCAGUGUAUUGUCAUCAGUGGGGAAUCUGGGGCUGGGAAAACAGAGAGUGCUAACUUGCUGGUACAGCAGCUCACACAACUAGGCAAGGCACCCAACCGGACACUAGAGGACAGAAUACUUCAGGUCAAUCCUUUGAUGGAGGCUUUCGGCAAUGCAAAAACAAUCAUCAAUGAUAAUUCCAGUCGAUUUGGAAAGUAUCUGGAAAUGUUUUUCACAUCUUCAUCAGGGACAGUUGUUGGAGCUAAAAUAACAGAGUACCUGUUGGAGAAGUCUAGAGUCAUCAAUCAAGCUCCGGGAGAGCAGAAUUUCCACAUCUUCUACUAUAUCCAUGAUGGUUUGAUGUCUAGCGACAGGGAGGCGGAGUACCAUCUGAAGCCAAACACGCCGUACAAGUACAUUUCAGAAUAUACAAAUAAGUCUACAGUGAUCUCCUCCGUGUCCAUGAAUCGGGUCAGGUUCAAGGCUAUUGAGUACUGCUUUGAAAUCAUCGGCUUCAAGAAUGAGGAAGUGACUUCUAUCUACGCCAUACUGGUGGCCAUUUUACAUGCAGGAAAUAUUGAGUUUGUCCCAAAAGAUUCUGGAUAUGGCGAGGAAUCCUCCAAAGUUUCCAACACAGAUCUCAUAACUAUAGUGUCAGAUCUACUAGGAUUAGACUAUACAGAUCUCCUGGAAUGCCUGACGACUACAGGCAUGGUGGCCAAGGGAGAGGUCAUCAUCAGGGACAACUCUGUGCAGGAAGCCUCACAUGCCAGGGAUGCCAUGGCCAAGGCAUUGUAUGGACGCUUGUUUAGCUGGAUAGUCAACAGAAUCAGCUCACUUCUCAAGCCCACCCACACAGACAGAAGUGGAGAUGAGUAUCUUUCUGUGGGUCUGUUGGACAUUUUUGGGUUUGAGAAUUUCAAGACGAAUUCAUUCGAGCAGCUGUGUAUCAACAUUGCUAAUGAGCAGAUCCAGUAUUAUUUCAACCAGCACAUAUUUGCUUGGGAACUUGAAGAGUACAAAAAUGAAGGGAUCAGUGCAACCAGUGUGACUUAUGUUGACAACAGGCCUAUCCUGGAUAUGUUUCUCUCAAAACCAGUUGGUCUGUUGGCACUGCUGGAUGAAGAGAGCCAUUUCCCAAAGGCAACAGAUUCAACACUUGUUGGCAAGUUCCACCAGAAUAUAAAAUCACCAGUCUACUCCAGGCCCAAGUCUAACAGUCUCACAUUCUGCAUCGAUCACUUUGCUGGCAGGGUUGAGUAUGAUGCUCAGGGAUUUCUAGAGAAGAACAGAGACCGCCUACCUGGGGAAAUCAUCAACAUCAUGAGGUUCUCAGAGAAUAAAGUGGUCAAGACUUUAUUUCAGACUCCACUGACAAAAACUGGAAAUCUCCAAAGUGGUAGUCUCAGCUCAAGCUCCAGAAACAGUAGAAUGAACAGUCCAGGGGGCACCUCUCCAGGGAUCACUGUGACCAGCUACAACUCCAAGGGAGCUGGUUUGGGAGGCAGUCGGCAUGCCACAAACACUGGCAGCAUGACCCGUUUCCAGCAGACAGUAGCAACCUACUUCCGUUACUCCUUGAUGGAUCUGCUCAACAAGAUGGUGGCCGGUACACCCCACUUUGUCAGAUGUUUGAAGCCAAAUGACUUAAAGGAACCUGGGAACUUUCACGCAGAUAGGAUCAUCACACAGCUGCGGUAUACAGGUGUUCUAGAAACUACACGCAUACGUCGACAGGGUUACUCUCAUCGGAUUGCUUUCUCAGAGUUCUUGAAAAGGUAUCACGUUCUGGGAUUCAGAUAUGAUGAAGCAGUUUCUGUAAACGGGGAAAGUUGCAUCAGAUUGCUGAACAAUCUGGGCAUGACCAAUUGGGCAAUUGGAAAAACAAAGGUUUUUCUUAAAUACUACCAUGUUGAAGAGCUGGCUCAAAGAUAUGAGGAUGUGUGCCGGAAAGUUAUCCGAGUGCAGUCAUAUAUCCGUAUGUGGUUGGCUCGUACACGGUUCUACAAGCUAAGGUGGAAGAGAGACAAGGCCAGCGUCAUGAUUCAGAAACAUAUAAGAGGCUUCAUUGUCAGGAAGAAAUACCGGGCAUUAAAUAAAAACAGACACGAGGCUGCAAUCAAAAUUCAGAAAGUGAUGAGAGGCAGACUUGCCAGAAAGAAAUAUCUGGCUAUGCAGGCCAAGAGACACCAGGCAGCAGUCUGCAUCCAGGCCAGGGUGCGGGGUUUCUUGUGCCGCCGCCGCUACCAACGGCUCAAAUUGUCGAAGCAACAGGAACAAGAAGGGAAACAGUUGAAACUACAAGAUGCAAGUGCUAGGAAGAUACAGAGAGUUUACAGAAUGUACCGCCUCAAAAAGAGAACAAAUGCCAGGUUGAAUAGGCAAAAGUUGGAGGGGGUAUCAGCCACAAAGAUACAAGCCUACUUUCGCAUGUGGAGACAGCGAACAGUUUACAAGCAAAUGUUAGCAGCCAGGAAGAAACCGGAAUCAGAAAUUAUCAUUUCUGUGCGCCAG